Ixodes scapularis (black-legged tick) is the source of this 924-nucleotide messenger RNA. RefSeq names its product neuropilin-1-like. The record is from RefSeq and is a predicted model, not a curated record. Gene Ontology annotation, molecular function: serine-type endopeptidase activity. The coding region runs from base 92 to 883 and encodes 263 amino acids. The transcript has 4 exons. Lineage: Eukaryota; Metazoa; Arthropoda; Arachnida; Ixodida; Ixodidae.
CCCAACCGCAGUCUUCAACGGCAGACAGGAGAGCCGGAACAGUCUUCAGACCCUAGGCACAGACGUAUACAGUGCCGGCGUCACAGCUACGAUGGGGCCCUGUUAUCGUCGCUCUGGUGCCCUCUUUGCCCCGCUGUUGUGGCUCCUGGUAGGAGUAGGGUCCCGGAGAAGGGACUGCGGGGACCCCGUGGUUCGGACCGCGGAGGCCCGGCUCACUUCGCCUAACUACCCGCUGGCGUAUCCGGCGGGCGUGCGGUGUUCUUACAGGGUGCUGCCGUCGUGGCCGGGCGUGUGUGCUGUGCUGCUGAGCUUCGAAGACAUGGACAUCGAGGGCACGCCACCGAAUUGCGAACGGGGAGACGUCCUGCGGGUGCCCUCCACCGGAGACAGCUUUUGCGGCGUCACGCCCCCCGAAUCGCUCGUGCUGCCGCUGCCGCAGGGCGGCCUUACCCUGGAGUUCAGUUCGGAUACGGAGCGGUCCGGCGUCGGCUUCGCUCUACGCCUCGCCCAGGUCCCCAACUCAUGCCCGACGGACGUGACGUCGCCGUGUGGAGGCCGCUUCUCGGAACAGGAGUUCCGCAUCGAGGGCCCUUCGGCCAGGUCCGGGGCUUGUCUGUACCUGGUGACCAAGUUCCGCGAUGAUGUGUGCCAGCUCCAGCUGAGGUACGACCGCUUCUCGGUCGGGGACAACGCCUCGUGCACCCACGGACGCCGACUCAUCGUGGCCGGCACGCCCGAAUGCGGUCGCAAGCCCCCGGGAAAAGUGGAUGUGUUCGAGUUUCCGUCCCGGACGCUGACGCUGCUCUACUUGGGCGGAGACGGCGCACACGAUGACAGCUUUGUCCUCGAUUUCUUCCAGGAGGAGUGCCCGGACACUCGCUAGAGUCGAGAGUAAAUAAAACACGCUGCAACGUUUACACCUCG